UUUAACAUUCACUCCUCUCCCGCACUCGCAGGCUGUGGUGCCUGGGACUCUACUCUGCUGUCUCGCCCGGACACAGAGAGAGACAAGGGGGGAGCGAGUCCAUUUUUUCUGGGUGGGGGGUUAAAAAAAAAAAAAAAAAAAAAUCUAGGACCACCGAAAUGAUAUCAUGAACAAGAAGAGCCAAAUAAUGCAAGGACAGGCUGCGGAGCAAGUUAACCCUUUCCUAACUGUGACACGACCCAGGCCGAAGAGAUCCAAUCAGAUUAACCCUCUCUGCACCGUGAGAACUAGCAUUGGCUUCAAGCCCGCCAACCCCGCGCAAAAUUCUUUUUUUACCCAAUUAAAAGCUUAGUGCCACUGCGCAAUAUCCAUGAGACAGUUAAGCGUUCAAUCUAAAUUUAAUUAUUAUUACUUUUUUUUUUUUUUUUAGAUAAACCCGUCUAAAAAUUACCAAUUUUUUCAAAAUUUUGAAAACUUUUUCUCCCAUUUCUCUGAAAUUUUUCAGUUUUUUUUUCUUUUCUUUUUUGCAUUUCAAGUCAGCAUGAGCGGAGGUCGCUUCGACUUCGACGAUGGAGGCGCCUACUGUGGGGGGUGGGAAGGUGGUAAAGCCCAUGGGCAUGGCAUCUGCACAGGACCGAGGGGCCAAGGAGAAUAUUCGGGGUCCUGGAAUUACGGCUUCGAGGUGGUAGGCAUCUACACCUGGCCAAGCGGUAAUAUGUACGAAGGAUAUUGGUCGCAAGGCAAAAGACAUGGCUUGGGAGUGGAAACCAAAGGACACUGGGUGUACAAAGGUGAAUGGACUCAUGGAUUUAAAGGAAGGUAUGGCGUCCGGCAAAGUAUGACCAGCGGGGCAAGGUACGAAGGAACAUGGCAGAGUGGCCUACAAGAUGGAUAUGGUACUGAAACGUAUGCAGAUGGAGGAACCUACCAGGGUCAGUUUGGAAAUGGAAUCCGUGAAGGCUAUGGUGUACGUCAGAGCGUCCCAUAUGGAAUGGCGGCAGCUGUCAAAAACCCCUUACGCACCUCCUUGACCUCCCUGCGCAGUGAACACAGCAACGGCACAUUGGCUCAACACGAGGCCAUGCCCCCUUCACCAGAUAACAUUGUGUGCCCAACCAUCACCAGAGGAGGCUUCGCCCUCUCCCUCUACGCAGACCCUGAAGUUCUCAAGGCACAGAAGAAAGGGAUCUUCAGAAGAGGGUCUUUUCUGGGUAAACUGAGGAGAUCCGAUUCUAAGUCCUCACUUGCGUCCCAGAGAAGUAAGCUGAGCUUUCUGAAAAGUGUGGGUGGGAUGAGCUCCGGAGCUAGCGAUGCCACCUCAACUGUGAGCUUUGGUGAUGCAACGGAAGGUGAAGAAUUUCCACCAGUGGAAGCAGAUAUUGAUGCCACUACUACCGAGCUCUACAUGGGUGAAUGGAAGAAAGACAAGAGGUCUGGGUUUGGGAUCAGCGAGCGCUCCAGUGGGCUGAAGUACGAAGGAGAAUGGCUGGACAACCUGAGAAAUGGCUACGGGUCUACCACCUUUCCAGAUGGAUCAAAGGAAGAAGGAAAAUACAGGAACAACGUUUUAAUUAAAGGGAUGAAGAAGAGGGUGAUCCCCUUGAAGAGCGCCAAGAUCAGGCAGAAAGUGGACAGAAGUAUUGAAGGGGCCCAGAGAGCGGCAGCCAUAGCAAAACAGAAAUCGGAGAUUGCUGCAUCCAGGACUACACAUGCCAAAGCCAAAGCAGACGGAGCUGAACAGGCGGCCCAGGCGGGUAAUAAUGAGUCCAGCAUUGCAAGGAUGAUGGCGAGAGAACUCUCCCCAGACUUCUACCAGCCAGGCCCAGAGUAUAUCAAGAGAAAACUGAUGCAAGAAAUCAUUGAAAAUGCUGAGCCUAUGGAGAUAAGAGAACAACCAACUGCAGCCAAGGAACAGCCAGUUCAUACACCUCCUGAGAGUCCUCAUCUCCCUGAAAAUCAACCGUCCUCUCAAGAUGUCUCCCCAGUGCGAACCCCGUCACCUCCACCUGGGACACCACCUGAAGCCAAGAAACUUAGAACCAGCUCGCAGAAGGAAAGGAUGAUUACUGCUGGAAACUGGAAUGGAGAAAGACGUGGUGGAAGGCAAUCCGCCAGCCCAUCCAGGAGUCCAAUCAACAGAGCCGACUUGAACAGCAAAUAUGAGAACCAGAUGAAACCACUUCAGAGGUUGGACAAAAUGUCAUCCGAUGCGGAUAUUGAGUUCCAUAAAGGCUAUCACAGCUAUGCUGUGCGGACCUCCCCAGUGAAUCCUCCACUGGACUUUGAAGAAAAAGCAUUCCCACCGCCACAAGCUGGAACACCAGAUUUGAAAGAGGAGCCAAAGGAAGUUCACUUUUCUCAAAAAGUCCAAGAAAAGAAGACCGCCGUAGAACCUACCAAGAAAGUUAAACCGAGUGAAGAGGUUAAGGAUGUAAAAGUGGAAAAGCCAAGUGUUGAAGCCAAAACGGAGACCAAGAUUGUCCAGAAAGCUGAGCCUAAGACUGUCCAGAAAACUGAACCAAAGGUUGUUCAGAAACCAGCUCCCCCAAAAGCAGAGCCCAAAGUCGUGGCCAAACCGCCCCCCCCGAAACCUGAGCCCAAACCUGCAGCCAAGCCCGAGUCCAAGGCGUUGGUUAAGUUUGACACUAAAAUAAAGAAGGGCGCCCAAACUGUGCCAGCUCCAAAAGCAGAAAUUGAAGAGAGACCAGAUACAAUCAUGAUAUGCAUGGUCAUUUUAUUGAAUAUUGGCCUAUCCAUCUUAUUUGUACAUCUACUGACAUGAAGAAUUAGAGAAUUUUACAUUGUAAACCCAUGGAUUGUUCCCAUCAGCCUUCCUGAUAAGAUGAAGAGCUGUCAGGAGAGGAGGCGUCUUUCGCCUUGACGGACUAUCAUGAAGCCGGGAGACAAUCGACCUAUCUUUCACUGAACCUUAUUUGCCUGUUGUAUAUAAAGCGAAGAUAGCAAGUGGAUUUCAAUACCCGUCAGCUGUCACGGUGCACUGGAAUGUUAACCGAUCUUGUUUGAAAACGAAAGAAUGUAGCAUUGAGGUCUAUCCUUAUGAUGUAAAAAAUAAAUAAAAAUGUAAUAAAAAAAUAAAAAUAAAUGUUAAACUUCCGCAAAAAGUAAAAACAAAACAAAAAAACCUCACUAUUGCUGAAAUUGAGUUUUGAAGAACUUUGGAAGCACAAAGCCAACACCCUCCAAGCCUUUAAAAAAGCAUGAAGCCGACACCCUCCAAGGCUUUGGAAGCACAAUGUCACCCCCCCCCCCCCAUGGAAGUUUAGGGUCUGCGUUUGGAAAAGUUCAUUGAUUUAUUUAUUUUUAUGUGUGCAGGAUUAGCGGUUGGCGAUGGACUGUUGCGAGGAACCAGGAUACGAUAUGUUUACACAUUUUCAAGCUAUAGAAAAUACCACAAGCCAAACCCAUGUCUUAAAAAGUGAAAAAAAAAAAAAGAUAUAUAUAUGUAUUAGGAUUGCUAGGAAACUUUUUGCAUGUGUGGCGGCUUUGUUGUAGAAACGUUUGUACAACGCUCAUGGAAGUGCACUGUGGUUCGUAAAGUGGACGCAAAGUUUUGGGGGUUGUAAACACGCGUGUGCCAAAAAUAAUGAGAAAUAAAAUGCACUUUCAAACCAUUAA
Rana temporaria (common frog) is the source of this 3636-nucleotide messenger RNA. RefSeq names its product junctophilin 2 (gene JPH2). Lineage: Eukaryota; Metazoa; Chordata; Amphibia; Anura; Ranidae. Gene Ontology annotation, cellular component: sarcoplasmic reticulum; endoplasmic reticulum membrane; junctional membrane complex. The record is from RefSeq and is a predicted model, not a curated record.